Aspergillus alliaceus is the source of this 1722-nucleotide messenger RNA. Its product is annotated as putative serine--tRNA ligase DIA4. The transcript has a single exon. NCBI's taxonomy places the organism in Eukaryota, Fungi, Ascomycota, Eurotiomycetes, Eurotiales, Aspergillaceae. Gene Ontology annotation, molecular function: serine-tRNA ligase activity; tRNA binding; ATP binding. The record is from RefSeq and is a predicted model, not a curated record. Gene Ontology annotation, cellular component: mitochondrion. The coding region runs from base 89 to 1639 and encodes 516 amino acids. Gene Ontology annotation, biological process: mitochondrial seryl-tRNA aminoacylation.
UUUUUUUGGGCAAGAGUGUCAGUCCACCCUCUCACUCUCUCACUUUUCCUUUUCCUCUACUACUCAUCUGCCCACCACUCCCUUCUCAAUGGUGUCCUCAAGGACACCCUACGUCUGCCUCAAUUGCAGGCUGACAAGGCCAUUGACGCGACGCACCUUCUCCUCCGCCACCCAUCGCGCCGAAGCUCUACGUCCCGCGACCGCCCCGAAGCCAACCCCAGACGUCAAACACAUCCGCCAAAACGCCGAGCUCUACUCCAAGAACAGCGUCGACCGCAAUUACCCAUCUCACGCCGACUACCCAUUUCAAAUCCAAGCCCUCUCCGAAGAGGCCCGCCGCCUCGACCAAGACCUCAAGACCCCCCGCUCCCGAAUCAAACAACUAGAAAGAGCCAUCGGGAAGCUCGCAGCGUCCGCCCGCCAAGGAAAUGGCGAAAACAACUCUUCCCAGGAAGAGCUAACAGCCCUCCGAUCGGAGGCCCAGAAGCUGAAAGACGAGUCGCAAGAGAUGACCACGCGCAAGACAACCUGCACGGAAGAAAUCAACCGCCUAGCUCUCUCCCUGCCCAACUUAUCCUCCCCCGAAACCCCGGUCGGAAACGAUCCUAGACUCAUCGAAUACCUCAAUUUUGACCCCCAGUCGCCGCCCGAGUGGAUCGCUCGUCCGGACCCCAGCCGCUCCCAUGUCUCGAUCGGCACUGAGCUGGGCCUCAUCGAUUUCACCAGCUCUGCUACCACCACCGGCUGGGGAUGGUAUUUCCUCACCAACGAGGGCGCCCUGCUAGAGCAAGCGCUGAUCCAGUACGCGUUGAGCGUGGCCCGGAAACGCGGCUGGAAGCCCGUGUCGCCCCCAUCGAUCGUGUAUUCCUACAUCGCCGAAGCGUGCGGCUUCCAGCCUCGCGACCAACACAAUGAACAGCAGAUAUGGGCGAUCGAGCAGAGCGAGAAAGACAAGAGCAAGCCGCAGCGGUCACUGGCGGGUACUGCCGAGAUUCCUCUCGCGGCGAUGUACGCCGGGCGCGACAUCGACGCAGCGAAUCUUCCGCUCAAACUGGUCGGGCCGAGUCGGUGUUAUCGGGCUGAGGCGGGAUCCCGUGGUGUCGACACCAAGGGCUUAUACAGGGUGCAUGAGUUCACCAAGGUAGAGAUGUUCGGGUGGGCCGAUAAUGUUUCGUCGGAGUCUACUGAAGUCGGAGGGAAAGGCGUACCCACAUCGGACGAUCUCUUUAACGAGCUCCUCUCUAUCCAAACUGAGAUUCUGACGUCCCUCAAUCUCCCCUGUCGAGUCCUGGAAAUGCCCUCGACAGACCUGGGCGCCAGUGCGACCCGGAAACGCGACAUCGAGGUGCUCUUUCCUUCUCGCCUGCGCUCCGGGACUGAUCUUGAGUCUGCAUGGGGCGAGGUGACCUCCGCUUCGACCUGUACGGAUUAUCAGAGUCGUCGAUUGGGAACCCGGGUACGCGGGGGAGCUACUAAGGAUUCCCGAUUCCCGCAUACAGUCAAUGGCACCGCAAUGGCAGUUCCUAGGGUGUUGGCGGCUAUUCUGGAGCAUGGGUGGGAUGAGAAGCGGAAGGUUGUUGUGGUACCGGAGGUGUUGAGGAACUGGAUGGAUCUGGAGGUUGUUGGCGAGUCUUCUUAAUCUCGGACGUGUGGUGAUUGUACGUUUAUAUAAUAAGAUGUAUUGUACACUAUACCACUCAUGAAACUGAUAAUUCUGAUCCA